Messenger RNA from Brettanomyces nanus, 783 nucleotides. RefSeq lists its product as uncharacterized. Lineage: Eukaryota; Fungi; Ascomycota; Pichiomycetes; Pichiales; Pichiaceae. Bases 1 to 783 code for a protein of 260 amino acids. Gene Ontology annotation, biological process: translation. Gene Ontology annotation, cellular component: mitochondrial large ribosomal subunit. The record is from RefSeq and is a predicted model, not a curated record. Gene Ontology annotation, molecular function: structural constituent of ribosome. The transcript has 2 exons.
AUGACAGGACCGGCUCCAAAUUCUCAGGUCAAUGAUAAAAGAGUGGGUAGAGGAGCAGGAUCGGGUUAUGGUAAAACAUCCGGUCGUGGUCAAAAGGGUCAGAAGGCUAGAGGAAGUAUUCCCAACUGGUUUGAAGGUGGACAGACGCCUAUAUAUAAAAUUUAUCCAAAGAGAGGGUUUUACAGACAUCAGAAACUCGACUUAAAUGAGAUUUCUUUGGCUAGAAUUCAGAGCUUUUAUGAUAGUGGUCGACUUUUAUUGGACCAAGGUGAAAUACUUAAUAUGAAGAAGAUGAAGGAUUGUGGACUUAUUACGGGAACUAUGAAAGAUGGUGUGACUAUUAUUGGCACUGGUUCUCAGAAUUAUCACUUAGACAUUCAGAUGGAAGCCACAAAGGCAUCGAAGUCUGCCAUCAAGAUCAUUGAAUCUCAAGGUGGGAAAUUCCAGUCUAAAUUCUAUUCUAGAUAUUUAGGAUUCCGGGCGCAUCAUUCGCCGCAAUGGUUUAUCAGAAAUAGAGGCUAUCUUCCAUUACAGGCGAAACCUAUUGCCAGAAGAGACAUCAAGUUUUACUCUGAUGCUGAUAGAAACGGAUAUCUUGUCGACUCUGACUAUGUCAAGCAGAUUCAUUUCGGUAAAGCCAAGCAGACCAAACAUGAUACUGUCGCGACGAAGUCUAAUUUAGAUAAGGAGUUGGAAGAGUUGAGCCAUUCGGAGUCCAAGAAUUGCGGCAGACCAGGCUUCUCGGCCAAUAGAAUCAUCAGCUUUAAAGACUUGGCCUUGUAA